AGCCAAAACCAUUCAUUACAAGUGGUUCCCGAAGCUCCAGAGUCCUUAAAAACAGAAUUAAGUCAGAAUUCAACGAGCUUCUCAAACUGUUUUACUCCUUCUAAGCACCAACGAGCCAUGCAGCAAUACACCUUUACUUCUACCUACCUGAUGUGAAGGCUGUCUCUCACUGUCGGACCCUGAGUUAUGAUGCAGCAUGACCUCAGCAGGACGUCGCCUGUGUCUCUCAUCUCUAAACAACGUCCCUCUCCGGUGUCCCCCCACGAUGCCCCCGACCCUCACAACUUUGCGGAGACUCUGCCAACGGAGAUGAGUGUGAGGAUUUUCGGCGAGCUAGACGCGGAGAGUCUGUGCAGCGCGGCACAGACCUGCAAGCUGUGGCACCACAUCAUCGAGGGCAGCGACCAGGUGUGGAGGAGGCAGUGUCUGCUGGUCCGGGCCGUCUGCCAGAGGGAGGUGGACACAGACCGGAGACAUGGUCUGUCCUGGAAGGUGACUCUGGUGAAGAACUACCCUCGCAGCUGUGUGAAGAGCGCCUGGCUCAGCGGGAGCUUCAGCCAUGUUCGCUCUGCGGCGGAGCUGAUCGGACGCAUCAUGACUCCACUGGACGCCGAGACGUGGGGAGAGAUCCUGCAGGCCGAACUCGACAGAUGAGCCACGGCUUCUUAUUCACAGCACCUCGGCACCUCAUUUAAUACUUUAAUAUAUAUUUUAUACUUUUGUGUUUUGUGCGAACAAACAAUUGUACAUAAUCUUUCUUUUUUUUGUAAUUUUUUAAAGAAAAAACAGGAUCAUGGAGGAAUGCAAAAUGAAAGUAUUUGUUACAUUUAAGCUGUUUUUAUUGCUUCGAUGUAAAAAACAAAUAAAGACUGAGUAAUAAAUCACA
Molecule: messenger RNA, 886 nt
Organism: Centropristis striata (black sea bass)
Lineage: Eukaryota; Metazoa; Chordata; Actinopteri; Perciformes; Serranidae
Product: F-box only protein 48
Exons: 3
Coding region: 187-654 (155 amino acids)
Biological process (GO): SCF-dependent proteasomal ubiquitin-dependent protein catabolic process
Cellular component (GO): SCF ubiquitin ligase complex
Molecular function (GO): protein binding
Source: RefSeq, a predicted model, not a curated record